GAAAGCAAUCGGUAUUUAAUUUCCUCUAGACUGCUAGAUUUCUCAAAUCUGGAUUCUAGAUCUAUUGUUUAGAUCUAGAUUUCUAGAUCUAGAUUAGGGCCUAUCCAUCCACAUAUGUUUUGACAUUGUUAGGAUCAAGUCUAAUUUCAGAGAGUCUUCACUAUGAUAUCUCUUUCUAGAGAAAAAAGCCAGGACUAUAAAUAUUAAAUAAGAUUUGCAAUGUAACUGCGAUGGACCAUGUUGACCUAUACUAUAACAGAAUAGUCUAGUGUAUAAGUAAUGUUUGAACAUAACGGUACAUUCAUCGGACAACAAGUAUGCUUGGACUAAGUCGACUCAACAAGACUAAUCGUCUACUGCUGGGCAUAAUUGCUCUCCUGAUUGUUGAUAUAGUUUGGGUUGUGUCAGGCGAGGUAACGAAGUAUAUUUUUAAAGACUCCCAUUACAGCAAACCAUUCUUUACCACUUAUAUCAAGACUGUUAUGUUCUCGUUGUAUCUCUUUGGAUUCAUCAUCUGGAAACCAUGGAGAGAGCAAUGCUGUUUAAAAAAGAUGCCUAUUGCAAGCGAGGAUACAACACCAAUCGCUUCACCAGCAGAACCAGACACCAUGUUGGGCUCACCCAUUUAUGUCCCACUCAAGUAUGAUAACUAUGACAGCCACACAAGUGGUGGAGAGUCUGAUGAUGCUAGCAGUGGAGGAAACUGUAAGUCUGUCAGGUUCAGUAAUCUCUCUGAAGUACGUCAGCUCUCUGAGACCUAUGCAGUGGAGCACAAUCUGGCCAGGCUGUCAUACCAAGCCAGUAUCCAGGCAGCUGAAAAGUUGAGCUUGCUACAGAACAGGCUGCCUUUAGCUCAAGUUGCCAAAUUGGCUUCUUUAUUUUGUUUUCUGUGGUUUUUUGCAAAUUACACAUACCAGAUAGCCAUACAGGAGAGUGACGUUGGUGUGGCUAACGUAAUGUCGUCAACGUCAGGUCUCUUCGUUUUAGUUUGUGCUGCUGUGUUUCCCAGUGGCGCCAUGGAUAAAUUUACAUUGUCUAAAUUUGUUGCUGUCAUCUUAAGCAUUUCAGGUGUCGUCAUGGUGUUUGAGUCUGAUGUCAGGCUGGAUGGAAGGUUCCCCAGUGGGGCUCUGUGGGCUCUCAUCAGCGCUGUCUUGUACUCACUCUAUCUGGUCAUGAUACGGAGGAAUGUGGACACGGAGGACAAGAUGGAUAUUCCAAUGUUUCUAGGUUUUGUUGGAAUUAUAUGCACCUUGGUGAUGUGGCCAGGGUUUUUAAUUUUACACUAUUCCAAACAAGAACCCUUUGAGUGGCCAAGCAGAAGGCAGUGGAUAUAUUUUUUAUUGAAUGGGGCUAUUGGCACAGUUUUUGCUGAGUUUGUUUGGUUAUUAGGCUGUUUUUUAACAUCUUCCCUGAUCGGAACUUUGUCGAUAGGAUUGGUCAUUCCACUUAACAUACUUGUUGAUGCCAUAAUUAAAGAUAUCCAUCUCAAUGUCCUGUUCUAUCUUGGGUUAAUCCCAAUCAUCUUUGCUUUUGUCGUGGUCAGUUUUUUAACACACUGGGAGAACUGGGACCCGGUCAUGCUUGGGGUGAAGAAAGCUUUGCAAUUUCUUUGUCGCAGGCGAACUAUAGUCAGAGUUCGAGAUCUUGACAGAGAACAGACAGCCAGUUUGAUAACGGAGGAAUCACAUCACUGACAUCUACCAGCACAAGUCUUGUAACAUCACAGCUUUCAAAAACUGCUGCAGCAACAUUUGGUACUGUGCAUCCGCAGGGGACAGUGGCGCAAUUUCUAUAUGCACUGGUUCUCUCUGGAUGUUACCAGCAUUUAAAGCUUCCUAUCUCUGGUGCCCUUUUAGAAGUAUUACAACUGCAAAUCUGGUUCGUAGGAUUCAAUUUAUUUGAAGAGAUAUGUAUUGGUAGCUAACAUAUUUGCUUAUUUUGAUGUUUGCGUAAAAAUAUUUUUAAAUUUUACAUUGUAUAGAGUUGGAAAGUUAGAAAAUGGUAGGUUUUUUUUUUAGUUUAAUGAUCUGUUUUGUUUCAGUAAUUUUAUCAGUAGCUUUUAAUUUAUUUUAAACGAAAUCACUUGAUAUUAAUUCCAAUGUAAAAAGAAUGUUUCUUUAUUUAAUACCGUAGGAGGAUAUUGCACAUUUAUAUUAAUUACAUCAGCAUUGAUUUAACUAGUCCAUGGAGUCAUCAUAAGAUUGUAACUAUAGCAAUCUUUUCCAAUAAGGGUAAAAAGGAAGACUAUAUAUCAGUCUCACGGUUAACUAGUUACAACUUCAGGAAAUGUAAAAUAAAGGAGUGUCAAAGAGAGUUCUUUUAAUUUGUUGAUUGUGUUGGCAAAAUUUCUUACAUUUUGUUUCUCCUUAAAAAUUUUGGCAUGAUUAUAUUUUGAAACUGCAUAACAAUCUUAACAUAUUUCUUGAUGGUUUCCCCUUUUUUCAAGACUAACAAAACAAAUCUUUUUUUUAUUUUAAAUUAACUAAAAAUAAACCACAUUUGAAUCUAUUUUAUAUAAUGUAAUAAACUGGCUGUGACCUCUACUCUUUACAAUAUGUAGACAAAAAGUUUGUUUACAAAUAUUAUUGACAUGUAUAUUUUUGUGUGAUGGUGGUUUUAGAAAUCUUUCUUUCAUUCCCUUUUUAACUUGUUUUUGUGAUAUUGUGUAAAAAUGAGAAAUUCCUGUAAAACAAUAGGAAAAUUUAAAAUUACACAUGCAAAUAGCAAUUGAUGAUAACUUUCAUAUUUCUGCCACCAACAAUAUAACUAAUUAUAACUUUUUGUUUCUGGAUCUACAAGGAUGUUAAAUGUAUGCUGAAUUGAGUUUUAUUGUUACAAUAUGCAAAUUAUGUGUAGGUAGGGUGUUACACUUUUGCUCAUUAAGUUAAUUUAUUAAUUAGGGUCUGUGGUUGUUUGCUUUUUUUAUUUCUUGGAUGUUUCUUUAAAGCUUUACUGUUAAAUCUCUGCUGGAAUUACUUUGACAAUGAUUUUGUGUGAUUUUUUUUUUCAUACUGACAGUUUUUUUCUAUUUUUUUUAAUUUUGUGUAUUUCUUAUACUACAAUAUUUUCUCUACAUUUCAUUUUUCUUUUUUUUUUAAAAAGCACUAUUUUUAAUUUUUGUUUAUAACUGAUUUUUUGAUGAUUUUUUCCUUAGCUUAGUAUUAACAGGGGAAAUGUGUUGCUUGUUUAUUGUCUUUCAUAGAUUAUUCAUAAAAUGGACACAAAUUCAAUACAUAUCUGUAUAAUACAUUCAUACACAUAAAAUGUUAAUUUUCAUGACAUAUUCCAUAGGCUUAUAAGGCUACAUUAAUUCGUUAUACAAAUGGUCUUUAAAUUUUGAUUCUGUAUUUAGUUUAAACUACAACAGCUUCCUGGCCUGUAAGCUACCAACACAAUUCUUUUACAAGAUGUGAGGGAGGGGGAGGGGGGUUGAACUGUGGGUCUCCUAAAUUACAAUCUCACCUUAGGGAACAGCUACUGGUGACAGCACAUUUGUGUCACUUUCAAUUCUUUAAGUUUCAAAAUAGUUCACAUAAUAAAAUCACAAUUGUUUGUUCUUCUUAAAACAAGUUUAUAUAUAUGUAUUAUAUAUAUAUAUAUAUGUGUGUAUAUAUAUGUGUGUAUAUAUAUAUAUAUAUAUGUUGAAGGAGGAAAUUGAACCCACACCUCCAUAACAAUCCUACCUGUUAGACAUGGUAAUGUUAAUUAAUAAUACUUACUCUCUCCAAAUAUUUCAUGAUACAAGAAUUUGGUUUUGAUUUUCAAAUGCUCCAUGUGUGAGAAUGAAACAUAAUUUUAUGUAAGCUAAAUUUUUGCUGUAAUGUAGAACUAAUGUAUUUUUAGUUUAAUCAUUAGAUUGCUUCCAAAAAAAACUAUGUAAUGUAUUAUUAUCUUUAUUGAUACUGCUUUCAAAUUAGGCUUAGCAUUUGCUUUAGUUAUUUCCUAUACAAAUUGCGUUAGCUUUUUCUAUACAAAUUGUGUUAGCUUAUACUAUACAGAUUGCGUUAGUUAAGCUUGUUUUGCACUUAAUAUGUAAUAAAGUUAAAUUUUUUAAAUUUGUAUAAAUCAUGACAAAACAUUUCAAUCAAGAACAGUAAUUCAUUUCCUGAUGUGAUAGUGUAUCCAUGAUUUUCCUCCCCUGUAACAAGUUAAAUAUAACAGUGUAGCUCAUGUCCUAUGCCCUAUGUGAUAUCAUAUUUGUUGAUCAAUUCUAAUGUCUUUAUGUUCUCCUACAGUGUACCCUUUGCCACAGUCACCCCAAGUAAAUUUCUUAUCAAACCCUAGACUGUAUUAUCCUCUAUUGUUUUCUUUGCUAGUUGUUACGUUUUAGCUAUGCCAGAUUCAGCUAUGCCAGAUAAAUAUUUAUAAAGCUAUGCCAGAUGCAUUUUUAAUUUCUAUGCCAGAGUAAUAUUUCUGAAUUUUCAAUGGGGGUGAUUUGUGUAUUUGUUUCUCAAUGUUUCCUUGUGUUAUGCAUGAAGUGAAACCCUAUUUUUAUACACUCUUUUUUUCCCCAGUGCAAUUCAAAGUUAUUAAAAAAAAAUAUU
This is a messenger RNA of Physella acuta, 4544 nucleotides long. RefSeq names its product solute carrier family 35 member F5. Gene Ontology annotation, cellular component: membrane. The record is from RefSeq and is a predicted model, not a curated record. NCBI's taxonomy places the organism in Eukaryota, Metazoa, Mollusca, Gastropoda, Physidae.